AUGGGAUCCAGAAGCCCGGAAAAUGAGUACCGCAGAAAACAUGGCGACCCGACUGGCUCCGAUGCAGCGAGUCACCUCGGGGGCGAAGCCCGGGGCUCACACACUUCUAGGGACGGAGAUGGCUGUCUCGGAGACGCUGGAGGUGUUGACGAGAGCGACGACGAUGGUGACGGCAGACAAACAAGCCUGGGACCGCUAGAGGGCUCCCUGUCAACAGAGGUUGCAGAUGCACCAAAGAAACGGAAGAAGUCCAAAAAGUCCAAGAAGAAGAAGCACAAGGGAACAGUCCCAGUGCAUGUAAAGCAAACGUCGCCACCAAGAGUCUUGCUAAGCGAGCUCUUCCCUUCUGGUGACUAUCCCAAAGGGGAGAUCCAAAGCUAUACCACAGCACGGACAACGGCUGCCGAGGCACGAUACGAUGCUCGUCGUCUGUACUGGGAAGAUGACUUGUUCCUUCAAAACUACCGCAAGGCAGCUGAAGUGCAUCGCCAAGCUCGACAAUGGGUACAGGAAACGGCCAAGCCUGGCCAAACUCUCUUGAGUAUUGCCGAAGGAAUCGAGGAUAGCGUGAGGGCGCUACUUGGUCAUGCCGGACUAGAGCCCGGCGACGGUCUCAAGGCUGGCAUGGGCUUUCCCCCAGGUAUCUGCCUCAAUCAUCAAGUCGCUCACUACACGCCCAACCCAGGCCAGAAGGAUGUGGUGUUACAGCAAGAGGACGUCAUGACGGUUGACUUUGGUGUUCAUAUCAACGGCUGGAUCGUCGACAGUGCGUUCACCAUGGCUUUUGACCCCACCUACGACAAUCUCCUGGCCGCUGUCAAGGAUGCGACCAACACAGGGAUCAAGACUGCUGGAAUUGAUGUACGCAUCAGCGACGUAAGCGCCGCCAUCCAGGAAGCGAUGGAAAGUUACGAGGUCGAAAUCCGUGGCAAGACUUUCCCUGUCAAGGCAGUACGGAAUCUCACUGGACAUAAUAUCAACCAGUACCGUAUCCACGGCGGGAAGUCAAUCCCGUUUGUGAAGAACUCGGACCAAACCAAGAUGGAGGAGGGCGAGGUCUUUGCCAUCGAGACAUUCGGCACCACCGGGCGUGGCUACAUACGUGAUGAUGUCGGAAUCUACGGCUACGGCUUGAAACAAGAUGCUCCACUGACAACUUCUCUGCCCCUGGCCUCUGCCAAGCGUCUGCAUAAGACUAUCAGAGAGAAUUUUGGCACGCUGGUGUUCUGCCGCCGCUAUCUUGAGCGCCUUGGUGUGGAGAGAUAUCUGGCCGGCAUGAAUUGUCUCGUCUCGAAUGGUAUCGUGCAGGUUUAUGAGCCUCUUGCGGAUAUCAAGGGAUCAUACUCGGCGCAGUUCGAACAUACUCUGCUCCUGCGGGAGACGCACAAAGAAGUCUUCAGUCGAGGAGAUGACUACUGA
Molecule: messenger RNA, 1419 nt
Organism: Capronia coronata CBS 617.96
Lineage: Eukaryota; Fungi; Ascomycota; Eurotiomycetes; Chaetothyriales; Herpotrichiellaceae
Product: methionyl aminopeptidase
Exons: 6
Coding region: 1-1419 (472 amino acids)
Biological process (GO): proteolysis
Molecular function (GO): metalloaminopeptidase activity
Source: RefSeq, a predicted model, not a curated record